AUGCAAUUCCAAACUUUAUUAGUCGUCGCUGGUUCUUUAGUUGCCUCAACUUUAGCCGUCAACUCCACUGUCACUGAACAUCACACUACUGAAAUCACCAUCACUCAUUGUUCCGACAACAAAUGUGCUACUAGUGUUGCUCCAGCUGUUCAAUCAGUCAACACUGUUACUAUUGAAGGUGUUGUCACUGAAUACACCACUUAUUGUCCAUUGACUGCUUCUGAACACAAACAUAAAGAAUCUUCUUCUCCUUCAUCAGUUGCUCCAGUUGCUUCUACUGAAUCUGUUGUUACAACUACCAUCAGUGGUGUUCACACUUCUUAUACUACUUAUUGUCCACUUUCUGGUUCUUCUGAAGCAUCAACUGUUAUUACUCCAGGUACUGUUGCUGGUGAAUCUUCUUCUAGCAGUGAAGAAGUCAGUUAUGUUGAUGUCACUAGUACUCCAGUUGUUGAAUCCACUACUGAUGUUGAAUUGACUCUUACUGCUCAAUCUACUUUAUUCACUUCUUAUGCUAAUUCUACUGGUUCUUCUUCUUCAUCUUCUGUUGUUCCUUCUGCUAAUGUUACUACUUUUGAAGGUGGUGCCGUUGGUGGUGCUUCUAACCAAAUCACUGUUGGUUUUGCUGCUAUUGCUGGUUUAGCCGCUAUCUUAUUAUAA
Messenger RNA from Candida albicans SC5314, 660 nucleotides. RefSeq names its product Pga6p (gene PGA6). NCBI's taxonomy places the organism in Eukaryota, Fungi, Ascomycota, Pichiomycetes, Serinales, Debaryomycetaceae. The transcript has a single exon. Bases 1 to 660 code for a protein of 219 amino acids. The record is from RefSeq and is a predicted model, not a curated record.